AUGUUGAAGAGGAGUCGUGUAGAGCUCCGUCUCGUUUUUCGCGUUGUCGCCGGCGGCGGCGGCCAAAGCGAUGAUGGCGAAGACGGCGGCGAACAACUCCAUGUCUUCGGCGACUGAUAAUCAACCAUUCCUGCACCCCUACUUUUAUUCCGAUCCUCUUUAAUUGACUUUUGAGAACCUUCCGAAGUGCCCUUGAGAAAGGAAGAGAAGAAAAAAUCGUUCUUAAGAGAGAGAACAAAAGGAUUGUUGAGAAAAUGUGUGAAGAGUUUGGAAAAAAUGAAGUUCUAAUUUAGAUAAUUUAUACACCUUUCAGGUAAACUUGAUGGAAAAAAAAUACUUUUCGGUUUUUUAAGGCUUUUUCAGGACCCCUUUAGUGCGCUCUUCAAGGGGUCCUUGAGGAACCUCUAUAGUAAAAUUUUCCCAGUAUAGACAGAUCCUAAGAACUUAGGAACUCCAGAGGGUUUCUAUAGGGGCAACAUUAAGGCCACUUUACCAACCCCUAAGGGCCACUAACGCUUGCAAAAGUGGUCCCUCUAGGGGUUUUAGUUAUUGGCCACUAUAGGGGAAAUGCUAGUCGAUAACCUCUGAACAAAACAUCGUUUUUAAAUUAAAUUGAAAGACCCCUAUAGGACCCAUUUGACUGAAGAUGUAAGGGGACUCUGAAACCCUAUAGGGACCACUUUUUCGGCCCAUCUACGUGCUGUUUUCUACCCUUACCCCUAUAGGGAUCACUCUGGAAUUUUUGAAAUUUUCGGCCACUUCCAUUUUUUUUCCCUGUUUUAUUUAGAAAAAGUCCUUUAACAAGUUUCUUACAAAAUUUUUGAGUCCAUUUUGAGAGCUUUGAAACAAAUUUCGCGAAAAUUCUGCAAAACUUUAUACAAACUAGUUGGUUUUUUGAAGAUAAAAGAAUGGAAAAGUUGUAGAUAAAGGAAAAAUCCAGGUUAUUGCCAAAUUUUCACAUUUUUCGCCAUAGUUCACUGUUUUCAAACUCCUUUUUAUUUUUCAAAAAAACAAGUCUACAAGGCUACAGAGUUUUGACCAAUUUCCGUCCGAGUUUUUGACCUCGGCGCCAAAAUGCGUUAUUGUCAUCCUUUUUUCUAUUGAUUUUCUGCUUUUUUUUUUACGUCCUUGUGCAAUCGAUCACUUUAUCACGUUUGUUUUCUGUUUUUUUCAAGUAUUUUUUUGAGUUUUCAGGAUUAGCCGUGUUAAAUUUCAGAUUUCAUGCCAUUUUUAGAGAAAAACGUAGCUAUUUUUUUCUCAUGUAGACGAGUUUCAAAGGAAGUAUAAAUAAUCGAUUUUAUUUUCAAUUUCUGAAGGUGGAACAUUAUUGGAAACGAGAAGUAGACGUUUUAAAGUGGGAGGAAUCGUUUUUUAUCGUUUUUUAGACUUUUUUUUUCGUUGAAUUUUCGGAAACGAUACCUUUUUGAAAAUGAUCAUUUGUGUUCAGAAGCCGUACCGACGAGAAGAAGCGUUUGACUUCGGCUUUUUUUUCCGACCUUAAGGAGGGAAUGAAAAUAAAAACGAGUAGACGAGGUUCUCCAAGGUAUGAAAUAACUUCAAAAAAAAAGCUGUCCUUAUCAAUUUUGCAUUGCAAUUUCGAGCUGUCAAAAAGCGUUUGGAAAACCUUUUCGAAAAAAAUAAAUUUGCGCCGAAAUGGACAGGCCCAAAGUAUCUUACUUGGGGGUUGCAGAUCUCGAAGAUUGUUUUGUUCUUUCAAUCCUAAUCACGAGUUUAUUCAAUUUUAUUCUAGAGAGGCAAGGUUUCAACUACUCUGUUUGUGCUUGUUUGGCGCUUCACGAAAAUUUUUUCUUAAUGAAAUGGAUCGAGUUAAAAAUCUGAAAUCUCAUGAAAUUGACGUUCAAGUUAGUGCUGCUCUGUAAUUUUCAAGAUGGUUUCUUGUUCUUUACAAAGCUUCUUGGAUCAAUCCACGAAACUUUUGACUCUGAAGUUGUGCUCCUUUCAAAGUGAUUAAAAAUGUGUGCUUUUUUGGUUGAUUCUUGAUAAUUAUAGGUCAUUUUCAGACCGAUGAUGCUGAAGAUCUACGCCGAGGAUGCUUCUUGACAAGGACGUCGCAGAUGGAACAUCUGCGACAAGGGCUGAAGGAUCGUUCGUGCUCAAGACGAGAAAAGACGCUGAUUAGAGCUCAAGGACCAGCCGAUCACGUUUGCUUUGACUUCGGAAUCGACUCCUCUCCAGCAGAUAUUCAGCACCAGCUUGACUCGAAGGUUGUGCCUCGUACAAAGUGACUCCGUGGUUUUUUCUCGGCAAUCUUGUGAAAUAGCGAUAUUUUGCAAUGUUUCCCGAGUGAAAAAAGCAUCAUUUCGAGGCCAAACUUGUAGUCGCUUCAAAAAAAAGAAAGUGUUCGGGGUGUACGAGCCCCUUUGCCACCAACGAACAUAAAUUCUUGAAGAAGCGCGCCAGGAAACGGACGCCACCAGAUCGAUCGUUGGUGACGUCCACACCCGGCGCUGUACUCCAAGAGUCUCUGCAAGUUGGGAGGCAAAUGCUUGGCUGGGAUUCGAACCCGAGUCUCCAGAUCGAGGGACGAGUUGCCUCGCCACUCUACCAAGCCCGCACGUUCGUUCCACAGGCAUCGGCGCCACAUACCGCCGUUGGUCCCGUGUGUUUGCUUGGGCCAAGAGGCAGAGGCGCCGUUUGAUCUCCUGCCCGACUCUAGUUUGGACUCGGCGCCAAAACAUUGCAUCAUUCUUCCAUCGCCUUCCAUGGCCUUCUAGAACUUCUUUUUUGCGUCCCUUUCUUUUUGCUUCAUUUUUACAUUUAUUUAAUAAUAUUUAAAUCUCUUUUAGAUUAAUCAUUGAUUUUUUUAAGAAUAUAGCGACUUGAUAUUUAGCUUCUACCAAUCAAUUUUCAUUUAUUUGAAAGCUUAAAAAGUCAUCAGCGGCUCAUUUCACUAUGCAAAUAUGAGUUAAUAGUUUUAAAACAAAUUUUCAAAAAUGCGUAUUACGGUGUGCGAGUCCGCAUUCAACAAACUUCACCGUGCUUGAAAAGAAGCAUCGCAAAUGACGACAUUUGUUCAAAAUUUUUACUUUUCGUUCUACUGAAUUUUUUUUUAUUUUUUAUUUUUGUUUAAUUGAACGUAGUGAAUGAAUUUUCGAUGAUAGUCGCUUCUAAUCGUAUUGAAAUUUUAUAUUUGCGAAAAAAUUUUUCUCGGCGUUCCGAUAUAUCAAUCAAUUUUCCGUGGAACUUGUGGUACCUGGAAGACUUCUGCGACAGCAUUUUUACUCUGACAGAAAUUCAGCUGAGUUUCUUAUACCUCAAGAUAUUGAAUGAAAUUUCAGGGAUUGACAUCUUGCUUCUUUUCUCAGUCAGUCAUGUCAUCGAACUCGAAGAUCACAUGGAAAUGAAGAUAUCACAUAAAAAUGAAGAUAAGUUUCUUUUCCACAUUUCCUCCAGCCAUUUAUUUCCGUUAAAAUUCUCUUUAGUUCCACUUCAUCCUCUAUGAAAACACCUUUUUCCAAAUAAUUUUGGACGCUCUCAGGGCUACCCAAGAUCUAGAACUUCUUAAAACGUUUGAAAAGAUCAAAAUUAGGUAUUUAUUGUUAAUUUAUCCAUGUGUUAAAGGGGUAGAAGCUCUUCUGGGGGAGGCCUCUGGCCGGCGUACCGAGGGCCGUUGAUCGCGGCGGCAAGAGCAACGACGAUGGCGAAGACGGCGACGAACAGCUUCAUGUCUUCGGCGACGGUUGUUUUCCUCCGUCCCUAG
Caenorhabditis auriculariae is the source of this 3721-nucleotide messenger RNA. Lineage: Eukaryota; Metazoa; Nematoda; Chromadorea; Rhabditida; Rhabditidae. The record is from the annotation of a GenBank genome assembly.